AUGGAUAAAACAACCAAAUUGAGAGUUGGACAGCAGAAUUUACAUCAUGAUCAUAACGCGACAAUCCGCUGCGUGACUGAGGCAAUUGAUAAUGGCAUAGACCUUUUACUUCUUCAAGACCCUUAUACGCAUAAGGUCGGUGGAGAAUACAUACUACCUGUAUCGUCCUCUGGAUAUUCCUUAGUGGCUGACCAAGCAGAGCCAUUUCAGGCCUGCGUCGUGGUGAUAAGCAAGAAAAUUGAGACUUUAAAACUCACCCAAUUUAAUAACAACGGCAACGGCGAUAAAGAGCCCCAAGAGCAACAACUGCCAGAGCAACUUCUUGCUAGAAAGUUGCAAGUUGAAGUACCCGAAGUCGAAGUGGAUUCCCUACCAGGUCCAUCGAAACCUCCAAGUACUUCAUGUAUGUCUCAGAAACAAUUUCAUUCUCAUGAAGAGCCUCAAGGGCAACUUCAUGUUGAAAAGUUGCAAGUAUCUGAAGUGGAUUCUCUACCAGGUCCAUCAAAAGCACCAAAUACUUUAUGUAUUUCUUCGAGUAAAUCUUAUUCUCAUGAUGUUUCACCAGUUGGCAGUAAUGUGGCAGUUUCUGAUCAUAAGAUUAUCAGCACAUGUGGAAGAAAUGAUGACAAUGUUUCAAUUACUCAAGGCGUUAUUAAAAAAGGACACGCUAGAGUGCAGAAUAAACUUAACUCAAUAAGAGGCCUAGUGGCAAAAACCAUGAUUGGUGCUUUUGUAACAACAUCAACAGAGGCUGUCUCUGUUCUGGCAAAUAUCCCGCCCAUAGACCUUAUAAUCAUGGAGACACUAGACGUCAAAAAAUACAAGGCGGGUCUGAACAUCGACCAGGAAGACUUUGUUUUUGAAGCGCAACCUAGGCUCGGUAAGAAAAGGUUAAAGGAGAAACUCGAAGAGAGAACACUCUUGAGAUGGCAAAGGAUCUGGGACGAGUCCGACAAAGGAAGAGUCACUAAAAGAAUGUUCCCUACUGUGAUCGAGAGACAGACUUGCCACAUUAAAUUCAACAAGAAGGUUACCCAGAUGCUUACUGGACACGGGCAACUAAUGGUGCAUUAUAAAAGAAUUGGACAGUCGAUGGUGAACACUUGCAACUUCUGCGACAUGAAUGAGGCUGAAGACCAGUUACAUAGGCUAUACAGCUGUCCCGAACACACUGAGGCACGCAGAAGGAUAUUGGACCUAAUGGAUGUUGGAUAUAACAAUUGGCUUCUAAUGGAGAAUAAUAUGGCUCCGGUGUUCCAGGGCAACUUGGACAAUGUGGAACCUGCGCUGCUGCUAAAAUACUUGAUUGCUGAGGACGCUUUAGAUCUGCUUGGGAACAUGGUUACCGCCGAAUUGCGCGUCGCUCCGCGCUGA
Molecule: messenger RNA, 1374 nt
Organism: Ceutorhynchus assimilis (cabbage seed weevil)
Lineage: Eukaryota; Metazoa; Arthropoda; Insecta; Coleoptera; Curculionidae
Source: the annotation of a GenBank genome assembly